UUUUGCUCGAUCCGCCCAGAGAGAAGGAACAAGAUGGCCGACUAGGAAGCAGCGCUAUCUCUGCUAUUUCCACGUCGGGAUCGGGAUUUCCUUUACAUUACAUAUAUUCACGGCAGAAACAGGAACGGGACGUUUGAACUACUUCGCUCCACGUCCACAAUGGCAGAACCAAACAGCAACGUCAGGUAUCAAGAGCUGGUGAAUGAGGAGGAACCGGCCCAGCCUUCCCAGGAGGGUCCUGCCCAGGAUGCACCACCCCCCUACAGCAGCGUUGCUGCAGCAAAUGCAGCUUUCUUCGAAUACAAGGAAGACGGAGGAAGGUUUCCCAACCCUCCGUCCUACAGCGUCGCCACCACUUUGCCCUCCUACGAUGAGGCCGAGAGAAGCAAAGCAGAAGCUGCCGUCCCCCUGGUCACUGGAAGAGUCACGGAGGAGGACUUUGUGGCCAGAGACGACUUUGAAGAUGCUGACCAGCUGCGAAUAGGAAAUGACGGCAUCUUCAUGCUGACUUUCUUCAUGGCAUUCCUCUUCAACUGGAUUGGCUUCUUCCUGUCGUUCUGUUUGACGACAUCGGCCGCCGGUCGAUAUGGGGCCAUCUCGGGCUUCGGUCUGUCCCUCAUCAAAUGGGUUCUCAUUGUCAGGUUUUCCACCUAUUUCCCUGGUUACUUUGAUGGACAGUACUGGUUGUGGUGGGUGUUCCUGGCCCUGGGCUUCAUGCUGUUUAUCAGAGGCUUUGUCAACUACUCCAGAGUGCGUAAAUUGGCUGAUCCCACCUACGCCACUCUUCCCCGAACAAGGGUACUCUUCAUCUAUUAGAGGAUGUGGAAGUUUUGGAUACGAAGAGGAAGAAGAAGAGUUUCCAAUGAAAAGACAGUCCAUCUGAAAUCGGCCAGAUGAGUUCUAGACGAAGAUGAGUCAAGACUUAUAAAAUAUUCAGGAACUAUAUCACUUGUUUUAUUUUGUUUUGAAACUUUAUUAAUGGAAAACGGUUAACAGUAAUAGUCCCUCAGUGUACUCAUUAGUGGCGAAUGUUAAGUGCUAUUUACAUCUGUCUGUAAUGUAUAAGUGAUGCCUUAUAUCAUUUGGUGGUAGCAUGCGUCUGCCCUUGAGGUCAAUAAAUAGGGAGAGUCUCAUGUUGGCGACACUCGAAGCCAACAGGAAUUGAUUAGCACAGCACUCUGUAGACUCGCCAUAGCAUGCGACACACUUUAUAAUCUCACUUCCUGGUUUUAAUCUGUUGUUUUUAGAUUAAAAAAAAAGAAAAGCAAGCUUUCAUUAGGCUUUAAGUGCUAAUAUAUACUGCAUAUUUCACUCACCUGUUGGCUUUAAUCAGUGUUUCUCGCCAGGAGGGGGCAGUGUUGCCUGCAGCUUUUUUUUUUUUGAUCAUUAGGGGGCAUCAUCGUAGUGAAAUAUAUUUUGUGAUUCAAACACAGUGUCAGUGGAAGACACCAAAAUUACACCCAUGUGAUGGAGGUUAGGAUAUAACCUGUAAAUUGUUUUGUUAAAUCGGGUGAAACUAUCUAACCUGGAAAGAGAAUUCAAGUAAGAGAUGAUCUUAGAUGAUUACUGAUCACUCACAAAUGUCAAGCAACAAACCUCAAGACGUGCUCUGUAACGCAAGAAGAGCGUUGAAUAUAUGUAGAGUGAUGACAACCAAGAUGAUAUUCAGGAACAUAUGUGCACAAUUACUGGUCUGGUUUUGAAUUCUAGCUGUUAAGGGUCAAAUUAUCUAAGAGCUUAAACUUCAAUUCCAUUUCCAGGUGUGGUUUUGCCUUAAAUUUUAAUUAACAGAACGGGAUUAUUAUUCUUUUUCUUUUAAUUAAUUUUUUUUGCAAUGGUAAACGAUGCUGUUGGUAUCAGUUAUAUCAAAGAAUGUUGUAUGCAGGUGCACUUUUAGAAACAUAACUAAUAAAACCCAAGGGAUAUUUUGUUAAGACACAGACACAAAACAAGGAGUCGGUGCAGGGUUUAAUUUCUGUCUUUCAUCAUUUAUAGCACACUGAACAGCUUGAAUCAUAGGUUAACUUCAUACUUCUGCCAUUGCUUUGACUACAGACCAAUUAUGCUUAUUUCUAUGUGAUGUAGAGUGGCAGCCUUUGGGGUUUUGUUGUUAUGAAACUGUACAGAAAAUGUUUAGUGUUAAAUAAAUGUCACUUUCAAUGCG
Messenger RNA from Mugil cephalus (flathead mullet), 2164 nucleotides. RefSeq names its product NEDD4 family-interacting protein 1-like. The coding region runs from base 160 to 816 and encodes 218 amino acids. Lineage: Eukaryota; Metazoa; Chordata; Actinopteri; Mugiliformes; Mugilidae. Gene Ontology annotation, cellular component: endoplasmic reticulum; perinuclear region of cytoplasm; Golgi apparatus. Gene Ontology annotation, molecular function: WW domain binding. The transcript is spliced from 8 exons. The record is from RefSeq and is a predicted model, not a curated record. Gene Ontology annotation, biological process: vacuolar transport; ubiquitin-dependent protein catabolic process; positive regulation of protein ubiquitination.